AUGACGAUUCGUUGGGGUAUCGUUAGUGCAGGAAAAAUUUCACAUGAUUUUGUCAAUGCCUUCAAUUCCUUCCCUGAUGUUGGAGAUCAGGUGAUAGCUGCUGUGGCUGCUCGAGAUAAAUCUAGAGCAAAUGAGUUCGCUAAAAUUCAUAAAAUCCCUAAAGUAUUUGGCUCUUAUAACGAGAUGGCAAACAGUGAUGCUAUUGAUGUGGCAUAUAUCGGCGCGCUUAAUCCCGACCAUUACGAACUUUCCAAAUUAUUCUUGGAAUCUGGUAAACACGUACUCUGUGAAAAACCAAUAUGUCUGAACUAUAAGGAAACGGAAAGCUUAUUCAACAUCGCUAAGAGUAAAAAUCUGUUCUUGAUGGAAGCGGUAUGGUCUCGCUUUGCUCCGUGUUAUAUUGCUUUAGAAAAAGAAAUUCAAUCGGGCAAGUUGGGAGAUAUUCAGUUUGUUGAAGUCAAUUUUGGCGUUCCGAUCGAAAAUGUUGAUAGGCUUAGAAAAAAGGAUAUGGGUGGUAGUGCUAUUUUAGACAUCGGAAUUUAUACUUUACAAUUUGCACAAUUUAUAUUCAAAGAGGAACCUAUAAAAGUGACUGCCGUUGGUGAUUUAAAUAGCGAUGGGGUCGAUUUAGUGGAAACAAUUAUCCUCGAAUACUCAGGGAACAGGCGAGCUGUUCUUAACGUCAACUCUAAAAUUCUCUUGUGGAAUAAAGCUACUGUAUACGGAACUCAAGGAAGAAUAACGGUAGAAGAUCCUUUUCAUUUUCCGGAUACUCUAGUUCAUCCCGACGGUACAGUAGAGAAGUUUACUUUACACACUUCGCCCCUGAAAUAUAAUUUUGGAAACUCUGCGGGCCUUGUUUUUCAAACUCUUGAAGUGACGCGUUGCAUUAAACAAGGUCUCAACGAGUCCCCUCGCAUGUCUCGUAAAGAAAGUCUUCUGCUUGUAAAAUUAAGAGACACCGUGCGAAAACAGCUUGGCGUUCACUUCGAUGUUGACGAUAAAGAAUUUUGAAGUACUUAAGUUUUCCGAAAGUGUUUUAUAUUAUUUGUUUUUAACUUAAAUAUAUCCAUUUCGAUUAAA
This is a messenger RNA of Melitaea cinxia (Glanville fritillary), 1083 nucleotides long. Its product is annotated as trans-1,2-dihydrobenzene-1,2-diol dehydrogenase-like. The transcript has 5 exons. The coding region runs from base 1 to 1014 and encodes 337 amino acids. NCBI's taxonomy places the organism in Eukaryota, Metazoa, Arthropoda, Insecta, Lepidoptera, Nymphalidae. The record is from RefSeq and is a predicted model, not a curated record. Gene Ontology annotation, molecular function: nucleotide binding.